Neohortaea acidophila is the source of this 1295-nucleotide messenger RNA. RefSeq lists its product as uncharacterized. NCBI's taxonomy places the organism in Eukaryota, Fungi, Ascomycota, Dothideomycetes, Mycosphaerellales, Teratosphaeriaceae. The transcript is spliced from 3 exons. The record is from RefSeq and is a predicted model, not a curated record. Bases 204 to 1088 code for a protein of 294 amino acids.
AGAAGGGCGUUUUGUGGCUGAUGACUGAGUUACGGAGUAGCUGACGGGCAGCUGGCCACGGCGUUCAGGAUGGUCACAUAUAAUAAUGCAGUUUCCGGGAACUGCUUCUGACUGUUUCGACUUGUUCGACUGUCUCUAAUUCCUUCGUUCAUUUACCCAUCGCACAAUCCGCCCCAAACGCAGCGCUUCCACUCGGUUUCAACAUGCGUACUACUACAUUCGUUUUCGCCUUGCUCGCUGCUUUGGCCGCCGCCUCACCCGGCCGCAGGCCACAUCACCACCAGCCUCCUCCCCACCCGUGGGAAUCGGUUUGCACCGUCACAAAAUACACGUCGACCAAGACACACAGUGUCACUUCGACCGCGACGGCCACCGUUACUACGACUACUACGUCCACGACGCUGCCGACAAUCAGCAACUGCGUCGCUCCUGAAGUCAAAAUCAGCAAACGUGACAAGCCCAAGUACAAGCCGACAUCUCAUGGGUGCUGGGAGACCAUCACCAUAUCCCGCGUUUCCACGUUGACAACUACGGUCGCUUCUACCACAAUCACUACCACAGCUACCAGCACGGCAACAUCCGUCGCCGCCUUCGGCCCUUUCAGUAUCUACGACGCCAUUUCGGGAAACUCGUUCAGCGUGCAGAUAUCCAGCGCGGAUGGCGAAGAUGUAUUCGUCGCUCCACAGCUGCUGGCCGUAGACCCAAGCGAGUUUACGCUCGCGUUGGGAGCCAUCACCGUUUCCGCAGCAAUCUCCGGGGAAGGCAGCAUGCUCUAUGCCGAUCCAAGCUAUGCUGUGGACAGCGUCAACGCACCCCAGGAUACCGUGUUCGCCUUCGGAUUGGGCGAAGUGUCAUCCGGGGCGUCGCUGUUGUCGUGUUCUGUCUCCCAGAACGAGGAUGGCACGUGCCCGUUGACUUGCACGGGUAAUGGUGGCACCAAUUUCUACUACUGCUCAGCCACCAGCGAGCCAAUUGUGCAGAUCGGGGAUCUCACGGCCGACAGCGAGGGGGAGUGUAGCGGAUACGGCAGCGCUGUAACCGUUUCUGCGUACGCUGUGACGCCGGAUCUGGACUGCGCGACUUGUUAGUGGAGAUGGGGAAGGCCGGGCCGGACGGGAACUGUGAGUGGUUGUAAUCUGUAAUGCAGGGAGAAGGAGCUCUUGAGCGGCCAGCGAUCGGAUUCAAGUAGAGCCUCGGUCAAGGCAAUGCAAGUCUCGUCGGAUGGUUAGGGGCCGAAGACCUCAGCGCUUCCACUCGUUUUCACCAUGCGUAUUUAGAUGUAAAAGCCAAGACGA